UCGAGCUACCAACCACAAAAAAGUAAUCCACAUGACUUACUGUUUCGUUUUUAUUUAUUCAAUGAGAAGAUAAACCUUAUUGUAAUUGCUUUCCUGAUAUUUUCCUGAUUACUAAAAGAUGGAUGCAAUAAGAAAUAAUUCAGGGAUUUUUCUCUGUGUUGUACUUUUUAGUUUUGCCAUGUGCAGUAAACCCCAUCAUAUAAUUGCUGCGGAUACAAUUUCUUCUGGUGAUUCUCUAACUGGAAAUCAAACUAUUAUAUCAAAGCGUGAUAGAUUUGUAUUGGGUUUCUUCAGACCAGGUACGUCUCAGAAUUACUAUAUAGGUAUUUGGUACUCAUACAAUAGAGUCUCAGUUCAAACUGUUGUCUGGGUUGCUAACAGAGAUGCACCUCUUCGUGAUCCAACUUCUUCAAUGUUAACACUUUUAGAUGGAAACUUAGUUUUACUUAGUGGUUUUAGUAAUACUCCAAUUUGGUCUACUAAUUUAGCUUCAAGGACUCUGAAUACAACUCAAGUAGUUCUUGGCGACGAUGGAAAUCUUGUUUUAAGAGAUGGGUCGAAUCCAUCAGUUGUAAUUUGGCAGAGUUUUGACUAUCCAGCAUAUACUUGGUUACCUGGUGCAAAAAUUGGGUUUAAUAAAAAAACUAACCAAAGCCAAACGCUUACUUCAUGGAGAAGUCGAGAAGAUCCAGCCAUGGGACUUUACAGCUUUGAAUCAGGGCCAAGUGGAACAAGUCAGUAUGCUUUAUACUGGAACAACUCCAUAAUAUACUGGAACAGUGGGGAGUGGCAUGAAAAAUCAAAAUUUUUUGUUUCGGCUCCUGAGAUGAGAUUAAAUUACAUUUUUAAUUAUAGUUGCGUUUCAAAUGUAAAUGAGAGUUAUUUUACUUAUUCACUUUACAACAAUUCUAUUAUUUCUAGAUUUGUUAUGGAUUUUACUGGACGAGUCCAGCAACUUACAUGGUCACAGACAACGCAAAGGUGGGAUUUGUUUUGGUCUGUACCCAAACGACCAUGUGAGGCUUUUGGUAAUUGUGGACCUUUUGGCUACUGCAACCAGGAUACUUGGAGUUGUGAGUGUUUACCGGGUUUCGUCCCACGAUCUCCUCCGGAUUGGAGUCUCCAGGAUUCAACUGGCGGGUGUGUUAGGAGCACGCCGUUGAAAUGUAGGAGUAAAGAUAGUUUCUCACCAGUGCCAGUAUCAAAUUUGCCUAUCCCCCGGUUUGAUCAACGAAUGCUUACCGCUGAAAUAUGCAAGUCAGCUUGCGAGGAUACAUGUUCUUGUUAUGCUUACGCUUUUGACUAUGGGUGUGAAUUGUGGGAGGAUGGAGAUAUAAUAAAUUUAAUUAAUAUUACAUCAUCUCGCACUCCACAACUUUUCUAUCUCAGACGUGCAGCUACCAAAAUCUACAGUCUCUCACCUGUCUCUAGCAGCCUCGAACCCGUUUCUACUUUUGAAGUCAGAAAGUCGAUAGUUUGGAAGAUCGUCGUACCUGUUUUCCUUUUGGUGGGAGUCUCAGGAUACAUUUAUCUGUUCAAGAGAAAUAAGGCUAAUAAAAGAGGAAGUUUGAAAGGACUCCACGGCGUGCUGACUGAUUUGUUGAAAUUCAAUCCUACAUACAACGGCGUUCCAAUUGCAAACAUGUUUGAUGAUGGUAAAACAAAAGGAGAAACACAAGACUUGCAAAUAUUUAACCUUGCUUGUUUAGCCAAUGCUACAAACAACUUUAGCUUGAAAAAUAAGUUGGGAGAAGGAGGUUUUGGACCAGUUUACAAGGGUAAACUACCAAACGAGAAGGAAAUAGCAGUGAAAAGAUUGUCUAAAAGCUCUGGGCAGGGGAUUGAAGAGUUCAAGAAUGAAGUUUUGUUGAUCUCAAAACUUCAACACCGUAACCUUGUAAAAUUGUUGGGUUGCUGCGUUGAAGGAGAAGAAUACAUGUUAAUAUAUGAGUACAUGUCCAAGGGAAGCCUGGAUGCAUUUCUAUUUGAUCCAAAGAAGAAAGCACAGCUAGAUUGGGAUAAACGCUUCAAUAUUAUUGGAGGGAUUGCUCAUGGUCUUCUUUACCUUCACCGUGAUUCUCGUUUAAGAGUUAUUCAUAGAGAUCUCAAAGUCAGUAACAUUCUAUUAGAUGAAAACAUGAACCCAAAGAUAUCAGACUUUGGAAUGGCACGGAUAUUUGGUGGUGACCAAGCUAUAGAUAAUACCAACAGGGUCGUUGGUACAUUUGGUUACAUGUCUCCGGAGUAUAUAACGAAAGGCACAUUUUCGGAAAAGUCAGAUGUCUUUAGUUUCGGAGUGUUGAUACUAGAAAUUGUUAGCAGUAAGAGUAAUAACAGCUUUGAUAACCCUGAACAACCCUUAGACAACCUUCUGCUUCAUACUUGGAGACUCUGGAGUGAAGGAAAAUGGUCAGAGGUUGUUGAUGAGGGUUUGGGUGAUUUAUAUUGUCCAAUAGAAGUGAUGAAAUGUGUACAUAUUGGUCUGUUAUGUGUUCAGAAUGGUGCAAUUAAUAGGCCAACCAUGGCUGAAGUGGAUUUCAUGCUCACCGGUGAAACUGAUCGUCCAAUUCCCAAAGAACCUCCAUAUACUUUCACAACAUCAUCAGAUAAGCCAGGAUCCUCAAAUAACAAUGUCACUUUAAGUUCGAUUGAAGGUCGAUAGGAUGACAGAUUUGUUGUUCAAACCUUGGAAUAUACUAGGUAACAACAGCAAAAUUGUUACUUUGGAAUUGCACACCAUAUUUUGAAACCAAGGUAGUCAGUAAACUAAUGGAUGCAUUCAACACAUAUACCUCUCUAUUAAUGAAUGAUGUUAAUUAGGUGUUAAGUUAUUGGAUUAUUUGCAAAACAAUGUCAAGUGUAUUUUCUUUAAUUCCUAUUCACCUUGACCUGGAUUUUCAGACAA
Molecule: messenger RNA, 2905 nt
Organism: Papaver somniferum (opium poppy)
Lineage: Eukaryota; Viridiplantae; Streptophyta; Magnoliopsida; Ranunculales; Papaveraceae
Product: G-type lectin S-receptor-like serine/threonine-protein kinase At1g11410
Exons: 7
Coding region: 119-2662 (847 amino acids)
Biological process (GO): protein phosphorylation; recognition of pollen
Molecular function (GO): protein serine/threonine kinase activity; ATP binding
Source: RefSeq, a predicted model, not a curated record